GAGUUAGUGUGUGUCCAAAUUUGAAAAAAUGCUAGUAGUUUUGUUAACCUUAGCAUUCCUUCCCAACAUUAUCCAAGUGGAUGCCAACUUUUCCAAGAGCAUGCACCUCACUUGGGGAGUCCAACAUGCAUCAAUUCUGGGUGAAGACCUUCAUCUUGUGUUGGAUAAAACCUCAGGGUCAGCUGCUCAAUCGAAGAGAUCAUUCUUAUUUGGGAGCAUUGAAAUGCAAAUCAAGCUUGUACCUGGUAAUUCUGCCGGAACAGUCACAGCAUACUAUUUAUCUUCUGCAGGAAACCAGCAUGAUGAGAUAGACUUUGAGUUCUUGGGCAACAGUACAGGACAACCAUACACUGUCCAUACUAACUUGUACACGCAAGGAAAAGGAAGCAAAGAGCAACAAUUUUACCUCUGGUUUGACCCAACUGCUAAUUUUCACAAUUACACCAUUCACUGGAAUCCCACAGAAAUUGUCUGGUAUGUUGAUGAUGUGCCAAUUCGUGUUUUCCGCAACCAUGAACAAGAGGGCAUCACUUACCCAAACAAACAAGGAAUGAGGGUUUGCACCAGCCUAUGGAAUGCAGACAACUGGGCAACCAGAGGAGGCCUAGUAAAGACGGACUGGAAUCACGCACCAUUCACGGCCAGAUUCCACCAUUUCAGAGCAAGGGCUUGCAAGUGGAGUGGAGCAAAGAGCAUCCAUCAAUGUGCCUAUAAUAUCCCUGCAAAUUGGUGGACUUCCGCUAGAUACAAGAAGCUGACCCACACCCAGUUGGAACAGCUGAAUUGGAUCAGAAACAAUUACAUGAUCUAUGACUACUGCACAGACACCAAAAGAUUCAACGGACAGAUGCCUCCAGAAUGCUUUAAACCACAAUUCUAA
Molecule: messenger RNA, 880 nt
Organism: Vigna radiata var. radiata (mung bean)
Lineage: Eukaryota; Viridiplantae; Streptophyta; Magnoliopsida; Fabales; Fabaceae
Product: probable xyloglucan endotransglucosylase/hydrolase protein 26
Exons: 4
Coding region: 29-880 (283 amino acids)
Biological process (GO): cell wall biogenesis; xyloglucan metabolic process
Cellular component (GO): cell wall; apoplast
Molecular function (GO): xyloglucan:xyloglucosyl transferase activity; hydrolase activity, hydrolyzing O-glycosyl compounds
Source: RefSeq, a predicted model, not a curated record